Messenger RNA from Grus americana (Whooping crane), 1445 nucleotides. Its product is annotated as ATPase family AAA domain-containing protein 2-like. NCBI's taxonomy places the organism in Eukaryota, Metazoa, Chordata, Aves, Gruiformes, Gruidae. Gene Ontology annotation, cellular component: nucleus. Gene Ontology annotation, molecular function: histone binding; chromatin binding; ATP hydrolysis activity. The annotation marks the transcript as partial. The record is from RefSeq and is a predicted model, not a curated record. The transcript is spliced from 10 exons. Gene Ontology annotation, biological process: positive regulation of transcription by RNA polymerase II.
UAUUACCAGCCAACAUCUUGCAGGCCACGGUUCUUACUAGUUGGAGAGCCAGGAUGUGGGCAAGCUUCUCAUUUGGCACCUGCGGUAAUACAUGCCCUGGAAAAGUUUCCAGUUUAUACGCUAGACCUACCUGCUUUGUUUGUUACCGCCACAUCACUGGAAGAAACAUGUGCACGGUUGAUGCGAGAAGCUCAAAGAACAGCGCCGAGUAUCAUUUAUAUCCCACAUAUCCAUUUGUGGUGGGAGGCUGUUGGAGCUACACUGAAAGCUACUUUUACAACACUACUGCAGAACAUUCCAGCAUUUGCUCCAGUUUUGCUGCUUGCAACAUCUGAUGUGUGUCACGCAGAUCUCCCAACAGAGAUAAAAGAAUUGUUUAUUGAUGAUUAUGAAGAAGUUUUCAAAAUCCAGUUGCCUAAUGAGGAAGAAAGAAGAAUGUUUUUUGAGGACUUAAUUGUAAAUCAAGCUGCUAAAGCUCCUGCAUCAAAAAACAGUGCAGCGUGGCGGCCAUUGGAAGUGCUGCCUGUAGCACCACCGCCUAAGCCUCAACAGCUGACUGAGGAAGAAAUCAACCAACUGGAGGAGCAGGAGGAGGACACGUUGCGUGAACUUAGGAUUUUCUUAAGGGAUGUGACUCAUAGACUUGCCAUUGACAGACGUUUCAGAGCAUUUACAAAGCCUGUUGACCCAGAGCAGGUACCUGAUUAUGACGCAGUUAUUAAACAGCCCAUGGACCUGUUGGCAAUUCUCUCUAAGAUUGACUUGCACCAGUACCUAACUGCAGGAGACUUUUUAAGAGACAUCGAUCUAAUCUGUAGCAAUGCUUUAGAGUACAACCCAGAUAAAGAUCCUGGAGAUCGUCUCAUUAGGCACAGAGCUUGUACUUUGAGAGAUACUGCGUAUGCCAUAGUGAGGGAAGAAAUAGAUGAAGACUUUGAACAACGCUGUGAAGAAAUUCAAGAAUCUCGUAAGAAAAGAGGUUGUAGCUCUUCAAAGUAUGCUCCCUCUUACUACCGUGUAAUGCCAAAGCAGAACUCCGUUCCUGGGUGUACGAAAACAGACCCAAAGUGUAAUGAAAAAAUGAAGAUAGCAGCAGCACCUGUAGAUGCCAGUACACCCCAAACUUGUGUCGUUCCAGAUUCGUGGGUACGCCGUACGACUCGUGGGACACAUUCUCAGGCAGAAGAGCAACAGGUGACGUGUGCCGAUAAAGCCAAGGAAAUUCUCACACAGCCAGUGAUUGUGGAUUACUAUGAGCUCAAACAACUGUUGCGUUAUGUCACGGCAGUAACUAAAAAGUUCAGUAUAUUUUGCAUGGAAAAACUAUACGCUGUUCUGAGUCAGUCCAUAUACCAACAUCGGGAAGAUUAUGACAAAACUGAAUUAGUGCAGGAAAUGAAGAAAGAAAUUGCAGCCUUCAGUUAUGCUCGGUGUUGAUUUCCACA